AUGCAGCACUAUAGGACUUUUAUAGGAGAAAUGACCAGCCCACAGUCGUUGUGGGAAGAAUCCACAGACAAGUCAUUUAAGUCAAGUAGUCAAGUGAAAAACUUAGUCGACAAAAAAGAAAAAAAGAAACGAAAAAGAAAAGAUGACGCAAUAGUUGAAAAAAAUAUUUUCUCAAGUCUAAUCGCUGGCGUUUCGCGACAAUUAGUCGUCACUAGACUCAAGCUUAAUAGAAGUCGAGUCGUUGAUGGUCUAAGUCAAAGUUAUGGCCAAGCUUUUUGGAAAAAUAUGAUGACGCCAUUAAAUUUAAAAUAA
Molecule: messenger RNA, 312 nt
Organism: Clunio marinus
Lineage: Eukaryota; Metazoa; Arthropoda; Insecta; Diptera; Chironomidae
Source: the annotation of a GenBank genome assembly